Molecule: messenger RNA, 2481 nt
Organism: Durusdinium trenchii
Lineage: Eukaryota; Dinophyceae; Suessiales; Symbiodiniaceae
Source: the annotation of a GenBank genome assembly
AUGGCCAAGUCUGCGCAGCAGGCCAGGCCGUCUGCGCUGAGAAAGACCAAGGAGAUGAAAAAAGUGAUCAAGGUGAAACCUCAUGUCACCUUUGCCGACACUGGUAAGUCCAAGGGAGCAGAGAAGAAGAAUGAUCAGAAGCAAAAGAAGGCCGCAGAGAGCGCAAAGAAGAAGGACCCAAAGCAGAAGACCAUCAUGGAGUACAAGGCUAAAAAGGGGGAUUCGAAGGAUGAGAAGAAAAGGGACGAUGCGACAGAAGUGAAGGAAGAAAAGAAGACCAAGAAGAAGGACAAUCAGAGCAAGAAGAAAGAAGAUCAGACCAAAAAGAAUGAAGAUCAGAGCAAGAAGGAAGAGCAGACCAAGGCCAAGAAGGAAGAGCAGACCAAGAAGGAAGAUCAGAGCAAGAAGGAAGAUCAGAGCAAGAAGAAGGAAAAGGCGACCAACAAGGAGAAGGACCAUGCAGAGAAGAACAGGACAAAAGGCUCCAAUGACGACAAGAAAAACAAUGAAGACGGGCUCAAGACACCUCCCCCAAGACGUUUCCGUGUCAAGUCGCCCCAAGCCUUGGCCGAGCUGGAGGAGAAGGCCAAUGCCCUUGCUGCCAAACAAGCUGCUAAGCAGGCUCGUGCUGAGGCAGCCUUUGCGAUGAGGAAAGAUCUUCAGGGCGCAUUGAAGCAAGCCAGGCUGGAAACUGAGUUCGAUGCUGCUGGCAUGGAUGACUUCUUGGAAUGGUGUCAUAAAGCCUAUCCGGACAUGUCAAUCGAGGAGGCGCUUCAAGUGAAGAAGAAGAUUAAGGAGGCGCCUCCAAAGUUCAACAAGAACGAUGACUUGGAAGAUGAGUUGAAGAAAAAGAAGGCUGAGAAGAAGAACGCGAAAGAAAGCGAGGAAGAGGGCAGUGGGAAGGAUCCAGAGCCAAAGAAGGCUAAGAAGAAGAAGAACGCGAAAGAAAGCGAGGAAGAGGGCAGUGGGAAGGAUCCAGAGCCAAAGAAGGCUAAGAAGAAGAACGCGAAAGAAAGCGGAGAAGAGGGCAGUGGGAAGGAGGAGCCGGAGGAGGACGAUGAAGAGGAGGAGGACAAAGAUGAGGGCAGUGAGAGCGAUGAACUUGAAGAAGACGAGACAUCAGGAAGCGAGACGCAGGAAGAAGAUGAAGAAGAUGAUGAGGACGAAGAAGAGGGAGAGGGUGAUGAUGAAGGAGAAGGCGGCAGUGGAGACGAGGCCGAUGCCCCGAGCGAAGAGGAGGAGGAAGCAAGAGAGAGUCAGGAUGAAGGGGAGGAGGAUGAUGAAGACGAUGAAAGUGAUGCUGAAAAGCCAGAACUUGUAAAGGCUGUGAAGGAUUCCAAGGAUGCAGCAAAGAAGAUGAUGAGAAACAGCACUACCAACAAGAAGGAGUGGGACAAGUUCAUCAGACAGUCUAUGAACAAGAACCUCUUCCCACCACGGCUAGCUGCUGCUUUCGUCAAACAAAAGAAUGAGCUUUUCAACAUGUGGCUGGACACUGGGGAGGACUGGGAUGCGGUUGCCUGCGAAGCAGAGCGCAAAAACCAAACCAGUACCCUCAACCGAAACCAGUGGCAAGCGGUGCAAGCCCGAGAAGUAAUCCAGAAGUAUGGCAAGGAGCGAGGUACUGAAAUCAUCGAGAAGCGGAAGGAGACCUGGAUCUACAUGCCGGCUGGCCGCUUAGUCCGCACCGAUGACAGCACCAGCGAAUCGUUCCGAAUGCGAGCUGAACGCAGUGUCGACAAUGCUCUUCGAGAUGCUUUGUGCAGUGAAGCGGGUCCUUUGGCAGCCGGCGCCAUGCCGAGCGCCAAAUGCGUGAACGAGGCUGGGCAGAAGCGGCUGCUUCAAUCCUUGGAUGAUGCCAAGGCAACAGUGAAGAAGCCCAAGAGAGAGAAGAUUGUCGAAGACAAGGCAACCGAAGAUGUGAAGCCAAAGACGAUGAUCGAGUUGGCGCAAGAUCGUUUGCCUCAGAUUCUUGAGGAAUCUACAAAGGCUCGGCAGAGGAGCAUCCAGCUCAGUGGGAUUGAGUUUGCCCAGGAGUUGGCGAAACAGUUGAAGCAUCAUGCUGAGAGCGUUGAGGGAAAGUACAUGGAGCUGCAACAGUUGGUUGCCGCAGAUCCCCCUGUCAAAGACAAGUACUUCCAAGACCUUUUCAACAAGAUCGAUCGCAAUACCGCUUGGUUCACCAAAGCGCAGGUCAACAACGCCGAAGAGCCAACGUUGGUGGAAGCGUGGGUCAUCCUUCCACAUGAGAUGCUCCAUGCAGCAAGUGCGAGGAGUUUCCAGGUCAGAAGAGGUGUGGAGAAAGCCAUUGCCAAUGUCACAGCCUGGAUUUAUGUGCCGCGGCGUAUCUUGACGCUAGCCAACUGCAACACGUGGGGGCAUGAGGACUACGCGGAGCUUGGAAGCCGCUUCAAGGCAUGCCAUGUCAAGAUCAUGAUCAUGUGGCUCACCACCAAAGUUCAACAGCUUGCAGAUGCCUCC